GUAGCUGUCACGACAAAAGAUAACGAGCAAGACCGAGUAAUCAGUGACGCGCGAGGCGUUCACCACCUGACAAAUAUACAAUCUACCAAACUCAAGAUCCACCGACAACUACCGUGCGCAUAUUUGCACUCGGAUAAUUGUCAAGUUCUUAUCAGACUUCUCCCCAUCUUCAGUGCGCAAGUAUAAAUCGGGCGAAUGCGAGAGCCCCUGUUAAAGAACUACUGCACAUUCAAAACUCAAAUUCCUGAAUCGAGGAGGACUGAGCUAAUCACUGUUCCACGAUUAAGCAUUAAAAACGGCGAAAAUAAUGUGCAUUCUGUUUAUUUAUCGGAAUCCAAACGCAACUGGGAAGGAUUAUCGUUUGAUUGUUGCAACAAAUAGAGAUGAGAAUUAUCAGAGACCGACGAGGGCCGCGUAUUACUGGGAAAAUCAUCCUGAUUGUCUAGGAGGGACUGACGAAGAGCCGACGAAGGAGGGAGGCACCUGGCUCGCGAUUUCAACGAAAGGCCGCGGCGGGGUACUUCUGAAUCUAUCUGAGCCACCCAGUGACGAUCAGGGCGCGGCAGACACUCUGAAGAAGGGCCGUGGCUUCCUCGUGACGAACUACGUUGUCUCGAGGGAGAGUACGGAGAGCUACUUGAGCAAUUUGUACGAGGAAAACAGGAAGUUCAAUACGUACAAUCCGUACACGCUAGUUCUUCUUGAUUUGAGAACAGCUGACGUCAGCUUCUUAAGCAGUUCCAGGACCUGCAAAGGGCCGGAACUCUCCGUAACCGAUACAAUUCUGGGUUUCGGUAACACAUCAGUGGAGACGCCUUACAAAAAAGUGAUACAUGGAAAGGAACAAUUCAGGAAAAUCAUCGACGACUCCAAAGAUGUUCAGGAGAAGGUGCUCAUUGAGAAGCUCAUCCAGUUCCUCAAGUCGAACGAGCAGCAUUUACCGGACGAUGUAAUGGAGGAGAUCCACCAGGAAGAGAGCGAAGCUCUCUGCUCGAUAUUUGUGCGGUCAGAGGGGCGUAAUUAUGGUACGAGAACACACACUGUGAUACUUGUAGACGCAUCAGACAGAGUCACAUUUGUCGAGGAGACUAUGAACGAGGAUAAAACGUGGAGUCGUCAGCAUUUUAUUACAUCUCUCGAAUGA
Diachasmimorpha longicaudata is the source of this 1144-nucleotide messenger RNA. It is a transcript of the gene Tango2, whose product is annotated as transport and Golgi organization 2 homolog. The record is from RefSeq and is a predicted model, not a curated record. NCBI's taxonomy places the organism in Eukaryota, Metazoa, Arthropoda, Insecta, Hymenoptera, Braconidae. Gene Ontology annotation, cellular component: Golgi apparatus. The transcript has 4 exons. Gene Ontology annotation, biological process: protein secretion; Golgi organization. The coding region runs from base 308 to 1144 and encodes 278 amino acids.